Molecule: messenger RNA, 189 nt
Organism: Aspergillus niger
Lineage: Eukaryota; Fungi; Ascomycota; Eurotiomycetes; Eurotiales; Aspergillaceae
Exons: 3
Coding region: 1-189 (62 amino acids)
Source: RefSeq, a predicted model, not a curated record
AUGGUUCUUACAAAUAAAUCCACGCUGCUUUCAACUUGCCCGAUAGCACAAGUUUCAGAGCGUAAAGACGAUGUAAAAGAAGGAGAAUGUUUACGUGGAAUCACAAUCUGCUCUAUGAUAUCGAGUACUAAACCGAUAGACUAUUCAACAAGUAUCUAUGGGAGUCUGGAUUCCUAUCCGACCUGCUGA